GAGGGAGAGGAAUGAGAGUCGGGGCAAGGAUGGGAGAUAUCACAGUGAGGAGGGCACCGAUCGGGAGGUGCUGCAAUGCUUUCAGUUCUGCUCUUUCUCGCCGAGGUCGGGUUGCGGGAGCUGUACAACCGACGCGACGUUCCGCAGCACCGAGUCUGAGCUGUUCUGGUGCCAUGGGUGGGAAGUGCAGCAGGCUGCCCCGGCCGAUGAUGAGGGCGAGUGGCGAGGCGGGGACUCCCGCGCACCGCUGCGCAAGCAGGGCGCCUCACCCCGCCGAAAGUGAAAGUACGGAAGAGGUUGAUGUUCGCCCGACACAGCGGAUAAUCGGGGUCCGCAUCGAGGGAGAGUGGAGGGGUCAUGGUCUCCGCCGGGAGACUGCUGCCGCGCCUCGUACCGCGGGUGGUCGCGCUCUUCGCUCUGCUCCGACUUUCAGAAGAAGGUGACCUGAUUGUGUCAAUGAAUUCAAGAACUGUGGAAGCCGUUGUAAAUAAAGAUGUUCUUCUUGAAUGCCGUGUCUCUGGUUACAAGACCAGUGAAAUUGACCUUAAGAAUGUGGGAGUUCAGUGGUUUUUUGAAAAAUUUGGCUCUUCUACCAGAAAAGAAGUAUAUCAGUUCAAUGGAGGAAAGCAUAGACCAUACAGAAAAGGAGCUGCAGUAUUUGACGAUGAAUUGAAGAAGGGAAUUGCUUCUCUUUUUCUUCCACUUGUGCAAUUUGAUGAAGAGGGGGAUUAUAUAUGUGUUGUUUUUAUCAGCCCAGACAGUGGAAGAGGAAAAUCUUCAAUGACUGUUUCAGCCAUACCACAGGUAACCUUAUCUUCAACCGCCAUCACAAUUGAAAAUGGUACAGAAAAAUCAGUAAAAUGUGACAGUACUGGCUUUUAUCCUUUGGCAAUUGAGAUGAGCUGGUUAAAGAAAUCAAAAGAUGGAGAACAAAAUAUCUUGAAACAUAUCUGCACGGCAUCCCCGGUUAAAAAUAAUGAUGGAACCUACAAUGUUUCUAGCCAUAUGAGGUUACGGCCAUCGCUCAACGACGAUGAUAGUACUUACAUAUGUUUUGUGAGACAUAGAUCACUUAGUAAUGGCAUAAAGUUGACAACCCAUCUGACUGUAAAAGAACCAGAAAUUGUUGUACCAGGGGGAAUAAUAGCUAGCAGUGUAAUUUUUUGUGUACUGAUGUGUUCGCUGAUCAUGGUCAUUGGAUUUUUAAUGUAUUUGAAGUAUUUCAGAAAAGUACCUCCUAAAGUUUCUGAUAUAAGCAAGCCUCCACGCAUUAUACAUUUGGAAGAAACUGUACUGAAUUGUCAGAUAUCUGGAUAUAAGCCUCAAAACAUUUCCAUUUGUUGGUUUCUACAAAGAAAGGGAGAAAAUCAAUAUAUGAUUCACCAGUGCACUUCUCCAUCUGAGAACUUGCAAGCACCUAAGGCGAUUGACCAGCAGAGACUUAUUUCAGAUUAUGAAUCUCCAGUAGAAUCUUUUGCAUUUGAGAUGUCACCUGUCACAAACAGCAGUGAUGGUAGCUCCAGUGUGAAGUGUAAAGUUAUAUUCUACCCUGAUAUUAAUAAAGAUGAUGAAGCUGUCCUUGAACUUCACGUUUUGCAUAGCACUCUUGGAAAGCCUGUUAUUAAGGCCAUCAGAUUGAAAGUUGAAGGAAUCGCACCAAAGAUGACAAAUAUUCUAGUACCCCCUUGCAUCGUUCAUGAAGAAGUGACUGCUUUGUCCUGUCAAAUUGAUGGAUUUAAGCCAAGACCACUGGCUAUCACUUGGUACCAAAAACAGAACAGCAUAUUGAAAAAAAUUAUGAAAUAUGUGCCAGGAUUUCAAGAAUUCAUUGCUGGGAAUGGAAAAGAUCACCCCAAAUAUUCCCACACCCUAAAUGAGCUGCAAUAUGAAGACCAUACUCACAGUAUCAUAAGUGUUCUAGUUUUUACACCAACCAUUCAUGAAGACCAUGACACAGUAUAUAUUUGUGAAGUUGAACAUCAAUCUACAGCUUCAAAAACAUGUAAAGAUGUUAAACUAAAUGUAAAAGCAAUCCCAAAAUGUGAUGAUAUAAAACUCUCACCAGAAAUCCCAAUUGUGGAAGAAUUUGCUUAUGCAUCAUGCAGGAUAUAUUCCUUCUUUCCAAAAAACAUCAAAAUUAUUUGGAAAUUGGAUAACAAAACAUUGAAGGAAAUGAAUGCUGAUUCUGAAGCUAUCUUAGGAAAGGAUGGCCGUUAUAGCUGCACAGGUCGAUUGAAAUUUAUCCCUGAAAGAGAACAUUUUGGGAAGAUAUUAACAUGUGAAUUCCAGCAUGAAAGUAUCAUGGACACCAAAAAAAUUGACUGUAAACUGGUUCAACUGAUAUCUUCUCCAUUAAUGGACAGCAUGGAAAUUGAACCACAAUACCCAGAGCCAGGGAAGGAAACAACAUUCCUAUGUCGUGCAUAUGGCUUCUUUCCAAAGGAUCUCAUGUUCAUGUGGUUCAAAAAUGAUAAGAGGAUUGAUGAUAAAGAAAUCGUUUCGACCAGCCCAGAGAUAGAUAAAAACACCGGCUUCUUCUACAGUGAAAGUCGAUGGAAAUACAUAAUUUCGGUAGAAGAUCAUAAAAUUGAUUUCAAAGUUGAGGCUCUUCAUUUUCCAACUUCUCACAGACCUACAAGGAUUUUUCACACCUUACACCUUGGCGGAAUUCCAAAGGUUUCUGAUGUCAUUCUUGAGCCAGAAAAUCCAUUAUAUGGCCAGCGUCUUGUUCUUAAAUGUAAUGUAACCAAUUUUUCACACAAUGGGAUCUCCACCCACUGGGUAAUCGAUGAAAAACCUGUCUUAAGCGGUGUCAGAAAUAUAGGUCCCAAGAUGGGAAAAGAUGGAUUUUAUCAGUUGUGCUCCUGCCUGGAGUUUACACCAACAGCUUUGCAUUACAAUAAGAAAUUUGUCUUUGAGGUGAAAAAUGGAGUUUCAUCUGAUCCUGUUAAAAAACAGUUUUGUUUACCGCUUCCAGGUUAUUUCCCCACUGUGUCUGAAAUCAAAUGCAACCCAACGCGUCUGGAGGAAAACAAAGUGGCAACUUUCACAGUUUCAUUGACUCAUUAUGUACCUCCAGAAAUUGAAGUGAAGUGGUUCAAAGGAGAACAGCCCUUCACAGGACCUGUGGAUAAUAGUCAACCACAGAUUACUGCAAGUGGUCUUUACUCUUCAACAUCUAGCAUAGAAUUUGCUCCAGGACCAUCUGAUCAGGACUUGGAAGUCAGAUGUGAGAUAUUUCACUCGGAGACAAGCAAAAGAAUAGAACAAAGGUGUCAUUUAACAUUUUGAGAUGCUGCCUGAUCUGUUGACUUUUUCCAGAGACUUUAUCUGAACAAUAUGUAAAGUUGAGCUUAAAUGAAAGCUGUGAACUUUUUUAGGCUGAUUAAAUGAACCUAGAGUAAAAAGUGGAUAUACGUGAUGGUGGCUAUGAAACUACACAACAGCCAUGAAAACUCACCACUAAAAUCUGCUAUCCUUACUCAGUCUGGCUAGUGGAUGUCUCGAGAUCCUCAGCAAUGUGGUUGAUUCAAUUUGAAGAAUUCUCACAAACAGCAUUGACAUUGAUUGCUCAGUUUGUCUAAUGAUAUCAGUGUUGAAUGUUAAAGAUCUUCCAUAGUGCCAAAGCCUGAUAGUAACAAAGAUUAUGAAAGGAGAAACUAAAUGGGAAGUAAAAAUAUCUAAUUUUUCACUGACUUUGAACACUUCAUACAGAACCCAAAAUAAAGAUUGGGACACAAACAGAAGAUGGAAGCUGAAAAUAUCAUGGAAAAGCUGAUUUUUGUUUUUUAUGAAUGUAUGUGGAAAGUUGAAAGAGAUUAAAUUAUACUCAUCAAAGGAGAUGGGUAGCUCAGAAAGCCAUACCCUACAACAUGGAUAAUGUAUUAGAUAGGAAAAAGCUGCCAUGUCAAAUUUCAAGUUCCAUAACUGAAAGGAAUUGUCUAAAGACGAAUUUUUAAAAAUACAACAAAGGGUAGGUUCAAACCACUUCUGAUAUUGACCAGCAAUUGGUCUACUUUCUAGAUCAGUACAGCAAACAAUGUUUUAUAAUCAACAUGUUGGCUGCAUACACCAGCCUUUCAGGGGCAGUAGUGAAAAGAUGGAAAUAACACUCAAAGGAAUGAAAGAAUCAGGCAAUAAACAAACUGCUGGAGGAACCCAGCGAGCUGAGCAGCACCUGUUGGGGGAAAGGAAUUGUUGACGUUUCAGGUCGAAACCCUGCAUCAGGACUGAGUGGAGAGGGGGAAAUAGCCAGUCUAAAGAGGAGAGUGGGGAAUGAUGAAUAGAAGCCAGAGGUGAUUGGUUGGUAGUGGUGGUGGGGAGGGGGGUGGGUUGAAGGAUGAUGGGCAGAUUGUGCCAGGUAGAGGAGGGGAGGGUGGAGUGGGGAGACAUGAUUGAUGGAGGCAGACAAUCAUGGAGGAAGAACUAGGAGCAGGGUGAGAGGGUUGAAGGUGGAGAUGGCUGCUGGAGGGCAAUAAGUGGUAACAGAGACUACCAGUUCUGGAAUCUGAUAAGUCAGGAAGGUGAUAGUGGGAGCCAUUAAGGGAAGAGGUGAAAGGCAGAAGGAACGAAUUCUGGAGGUGGGGGAGGGAGAAAGAAUCGUGCAGUUGGGCCUGAUCCAAUAUUCAAGGAAGGAAAGAAAGUGAAUAAGUGAAUGUCAUGGGCCAAUACUAUAACAAUGACAUGGUUCCUGAGAAGACACAAGAGGAAAAGACCUUGGAUCUAUCACACCUUGAAAUCCUGGGUCUGACCAAAAGCACGACAGUUAAAUUGUUUGGGUUUCUGAUGGGAACUCAAAGGAGAAGGCUGGGGGAAAAUACUGACCUGGAAUCUAUGAAAACUGUAAUGUAUAAAGCCUUAAUAAAACAACUACUAAAAUUCA
Pristis pectinata (smalltooth sawfish) is the source of this 4882-nucleotide messenger RNA. RefSeq lists its product as uncharacterized. The transcript is spliced from 11 exons. The record is from RefSeq and is a predicted model, not a curated record. NCBI's taxonomy places the organism in Eukaryota, Metazoa, Chordata, Chondrichthyes, Rhinopristiformes, Pristidae. The coding region runs from base 358 to 3291 and encodes 977 amino acids.